Bufo bufo (common toad) is the source of this 4111-nucleotide messenger RNA. It is a transcript of the gene CTR9, whose product is annotated as CTR9 homolog, Paf1/RNA polymerase II complex component. Gene Ontology annotation, molecular function: RNA polymerase II complex binding. Bases 105 to 3581 code for a protein of 1158 amino acids. Lineage: Eukaryota; Metazoa; Chordata; Amphibia; Anura; Bufonidae. The record is from RefSeq and is a predicted model, not a curated record. Gene Ontology annotation, cellular component: Cdc73/Paf1 complex. Gene Ontology annotation, biological process: regulation of DNA-templated transcription. The transcript has 25 exons.
AGCCCGCCCCUUCCUGGUCAUGUGACUCUGAUGUCACAGCCUGCCCGGUCGCAUCUGCGUUCUUGAUCUUCUCCGGGACGGUGGGAACGAGAGAAGCGGUCACAAUGUCCCGCGGCUCCAUCGAGAUCCCUCUCCGGGACACUGACGAGGUCAUCGAGCUUGACUUCGACCAGUUACCGGAGGGGGACGAGGUGAUCAGUAUCCUGAAGCAGGAGCACACCCAGCUGCACAUAUGGAUCGCCCUGGCGCUGGAGUAUUACAAGCAGGGGAAGACGGAAGACUUUGUGAAGCUGCUGGAGGCGGCUCGGAUCGACGGCAACCUGGACUACCGGGACCACGAGAAGGACCAGAUGACCUGCCUGGACACCCUGGCCGCGUACUACGUCCAGCAGGCCCGGAAGGAGAAGAAUAAGGACAGCAAGAAAGAGCUGAUCACCCAGGCCACCCUGCUGUACACCAUGGCCGACAAGAUCAUCAUGUACGACCAGAACCACUUGCUGGGCAGAGCCUGCUUCUGCCUGCUGGAGGGCGACAAGAUGGACCAGGCGGACGCGCAGUUUCACUUUGUUCUCAACCAGUCGCCAAAUAACAUUCCUGCUUUGCUCGGAAAGGCCUGCAUCUCCUUUAACAAGAAGGACUACAGGGGCGCUCUGGCCUAUUAUAAGAAGGCGCUGCGUACCAACCCCGGCUGCCCAGCCGGGGUCCGGUUAGGAAUGGGCCACUGUUUCGUGAAACUCAACAAGCUGGAUAAAGCUCGAUUGGCCUUCGGACGGGCGCUGGACCUGAACCCCAAAUGCGUUGGUGCCUUGGUGGGUUUGGCGGUUCUAGAGCUUAAUAACAAAGAGGCAGAUUCCAUCAAAAAUGGCGUCCAGCUGCUGUCGAAAGCGUACACGAUUGACCCCAGCAACCCCAUGGUCCUCAAUCAUCUGGCCAAUCACUUUUUCUUCAAGAAGGAUUACAGCAAAGUUCAGCAUCUCGCUCUCCACGCCUUUCACAACACGGAGGUGGAGGCCAUGCAGGCGGAGAGCUGCUACCAGCUGGCCCGAUCCUUCCACGUGCAGGAGGAUUACGAUCAGGCUUUUCAGUAUUACUACCAGGCCACGCAGUUUGCCGCCGCCUCCUUUGUGCUGCCAUUUUUUGGACUGGGACAGAUGUACAUUUACAGGGGGGACAAGGAGAAUGCGGCUCAGUGCUUCGAGAAGGUUCUCAAGGCGUAUCCUAACAACUACGAAACCAUGAAAAUCCUCGGGUCACUGUACGCCGCCUCCGAGGACCAGGAGAAGAGGGAUAUUGCAAAGAGUCACUUGAAGAAGGUGACUGAGCAGUACCCCGAUGACGUGGAGGCCUGGAUUGAGCUGGCUCAGAUUUUGGAGCAGACAGACAUCCAGAACGCCCUCUCGGCCUACGGUACAGCCACUCGGAUCCUGCAGGAGAAGGUGCAGGCCGACGUGCCCCCCGAGAUCCUCAAUAACGUGGGGGCUCUUCACUACCGCCUGGGCAACCUGGGAGAAGCAAAGAAGUAUUUCCUGGCCUCCCUGGACCGCGCCAAAGCAGAAGCCGAACACGAUGAGCAUUACUACAGCGCCAUCUCUGUCACCACCAACUACAACCUGGCGAGACUGUACGAGGCGCUGUGCGAAUUCCACGAGUCCGAGAAACUGUACAAAAACAUCCUCAGGGAGCAUCCAAACUAUGUGGACUGUUACUUACGUCUUGGAGCGAUGGCCAGAGACAAAGGAAAUUUUUAUGAGGCGUCUGAUUGGUUUAAGGAGGCUCUUCAGAUUAACCAGGAUCACCCUGACGCUUGGUCCUUGAUUGGAAACCUUCACUUGGCCAAGCAGGAAUGGGGUCCUGGACAGAAGAAGUUUGAGAGGAUUUUGAAGCAGCCAUCGACCCAGAAUGACACCUACUCUAUGCUGGCGCUGGGUAACGUGUGGCUGCAGACGCUGCACCAACCCACCCGAGACCGGGAGAAGGAAAAACGUCACCAGGACCGGGCGCUGGCCAUCUAUAAACAGGUGCUGAGAAACGACUCCAAGAAUCUGUAUGCUGCAAACGGCAUCGGGGCUGUGUUGGCGCACAAAGGAUACGUGCGAGAAGCCCGUGAUGUGUUUGCCCAGGUCAGAGAGGCGACUGCCGAGAUCAGCGACGUCUGGCUCAACCUGGCCCACAUCUACGUGGAGCAGAAACAGUACAUCAGCGCCGUGCAGAUGUAUGAAAACUGUCUGCGCAAAUUCUACAAGCACCAGAACACGGAGGUGCUGCUGUACCUCGCCCGAGCCUUGUUCAAGUGCGGGAAACUGCAGGAGUGUAAGCAGAUUCUGCUGAAGGCUCGCCAUGUGUCCCCCAAUGACACCGUCCUCAUGUUCAAUGUGGCCCUGGUGCUGCAGAGACUCGCCACGUUGGUGCUGAAAGACGAGAAGAGCAACUUGAAGGAAGUACUGAACGCCGUCAAAGAGCUGGAGCUCGCCCACCGAUAUUUCAAUUACUUGAGCAAAGUCGGUGAUAAGAUGAGGUUUGAUUUGGCUCUUGCUGCUUCCGAGGCCAGACAAUGCUCGGACCUUCUGAGUCAGGCUCAGUAUCAUGUGGCCCGGGCUCGUAAGCAGGAUGAGGAGGAGAAGGAGCAGCGCGCCAAGCAAGAGCAAGAGAAGGAGGUCCUGCGUCAGAAGCUGCAGAAGGAACAGGAAGAGAAAAAACUCAAGGAGAUCGAGGAGCAGAAGAAACUCUUGGAGCAGAGAGCGCAGUAUGUGGAGAAGACCAAAAACAUCUUACAGUUUACUGGAGAGAUGGAGGGUCCCAAAGAGAAGAAACGAGGUGGUGGUGGCCGGAGAUCCAGAAAGAACGGGGAGUUUGAUGAGUUUGUCAACGACGACUCUGAUGAGGAUCUGCCGAGCAAGAAGAAGAGAAGGAAGAAGGGCGGCAGCAGCAGUGGAGGAGAGCAGGAAGGAGGAGAGGAGAAUGAAGGAGAGAAGAAGACGAAAAAGCGGAGGAGACGGCCCCAGAAGUCUGGCGAAGGAUCAGACGAUGAUGAGGAGCAACGUCCCCGUGCCAAAAAGAGACCGCCAAAGAAGAAGCCGAUUAGAGUGGAGAGAACUCCGGCCUCCAUGAAAGGGAAGAUCAAGUCGAAAGCUAUGAUCUCCUCCAGCGACGACUCUUCAGAUGAGGACAAACUCAAAAUUGCAGAUGAAGGAAAUGCCCGGAACAGCAACAGCGACUCAGACGGCGACACCCGACCUUCUAAUAAGCGCAUAAUGUCCGAUAGCGACUCUGAUGGCGGAAACAAAUCUGGAAGCGAUGCAGGCAGUGGGCAGAAAUCGCAGCAGUCCGGCGGCGAAUCCGACGACAACGCCUGGGCAAGGAAGAGGCGGAGAGUGGAAUCUGGAUCUGAUAACGACUCGGUCCGGUCAAGGCGAAGCGGAUCUGGCGCAUCAGAUAACGAAUCACGAGCUGCGUCCCGAAGCCCAGGGUCAGACAGGGAGUCCGGAAACGAGGGAUCUGCCAGAGGAUCCGGAAAUGAGUCUGAGCCAGAAGUGUCAAACAACGAAAAGUCUGAGCGCGGAUCCGACGACGACAGCGACUGACGCGUGAAACUUUCUUGUAAUUAAUGUAAAUUAGACAAAAAGAAACCUCCUUAAAAAUAAUGUGGAGUUUUCUAAGCUUUGGCGUCUGUGGCCGAAGAUUUUCCUGACGUUUCGUUUGUAACGUUCCAGUGUUAUCACAUCUGACCGGACAACUGCGACUGUUACCUCGGAUUGUACGUCUUGUAACGUGUGUAUAUGAGGCGGUUUUUUCCACUCCUGAACUCCAUUUUUUUAUAUAAUGUUGAGUAACAAAUAUUUUUCAUGUCUUCUCUGGUCACAUCCAAAGCUGCGUUCACCGUGCCGCUGCUUUACUCAUUCUCCAGCCUGGCACUGUGCCUUAGUGUAUGCAGCUUGGGGUAUGACUGGAGUAUAAUGCGUAAUGGUACCGACAAUGAAGGCCAAGUUCACACCUCAGUUAUUUCCAUCAGGGUACGCGGGAAGGGUCGGCCCCUGUUCUGUGGUUUUGGCUCAAAAUCACUGAUGGCAAUAACGGAAGUGUGAACUCGGCCUAAGGGCUCAUUCACACGGCU